Molecule: messenger RNA, 2007 nt
Organism: Engraulis encrasicolus (European anchovy)
Lineage: Eukaryota; Metazoa; Chordata; Actinopteri; Clupeiformes; Engraulidae
Product: 5-hydroxytryptamine receptor 4
Exons: 2
Coding region: 100-1155 (351 amino acids)
Biological process (GO): G protein-coupled receptor signaling pathway, coupled to cyclic nucleotide second messenger; chemical synaptic transmission; regulation of appetite
Cellular component (GO): dendrite; plasma membrane
Molecular function (GO): neurotransmitter receptor activity; G protein-coupled serotonin receptor activity
Source: RefSeq, a predicted model, not a curated record
GAGUAUUUACAUGGAGCCCCUCUGAAAAGCAGUGAAGUGAAUCUCUCAGCUCAGUCCCACAGGCCUUAAUUAGGAGUUAAAUGGUCCAAAGAUGACAAGAUGAAUGGCUCAUGGGAAGAAGACCACAAUGCCUCUCUGACAGGAGACUCAGAGCCAUGUGCCAUCUCCAGGAGCCCCAGCUCUCGUAUUGCCCUCUACACCUUCUUAUUAGCGGGCAUCAUCUGCACUGUAGUGGGCAACUUUCUGGUUGUUCUGGCCAUAGCAUACUUCAAACAACUCCAGUCUCCCACCAACUGCUUCGUCAUGUCUCUGGCUGUGGCCGAUUUCUUGGUGGGGUUGGUGGUGAUGCCCUUCAGCAUGGUGCGCACGGUCGAGGGCUGCUGGUACUUCAGUGCCGCCUUCUGCCAGCUCCACUCCAGCCUGGAUGUCAUGCUGUGCACCGCCUCCAUCUUCCAUCUCAGCUGCAUAGCCUUUGACCGAUACUACGCCGUCUGCAACCCGCUGGUGUACACCUUCAAGAUGUCCCCGGCCCGCGUGACCCUGCUCAUCGUGGUGUGCUGGGCCGUCCCGCUGCUCAUCUCGUUCGGGCCCAUCCUCCUGGGUCUGCACAAGAUUGGGGUGGCCAUUUCACUGCCUGACAAUAUGUGUGUCUUCCUGGUGAACCGAAUAUAUGCCGUCAUGGCCUCCUUGGUAGCCUUCUACCUUCCCAUGGUCAUCAUGCUGGUGGCUUACUGGAAGAUCUACAAGGCAGCCAAGCGGCAGGCCAUGCAGAUCAGUGCCAUGGAGGCUCAGAUGGCAUCUGGGGUGGGCAAAGACUCCAGCAAGAAGCAGAGGCACCGCAACUCCCUGAGGAGAGAGAGGAAGGCGGCCAAGACCCUGGGCAUCAUCAUGGGCGUCUUCCUGCUGUUCUGGCUGCCAUUUUUCACCCUCAACAUUGUGGACCCGUUCAUUGAUUACAGCACAGCGGGGGUGGUGUGGGACGUGUUCCUCUGGCUGGGUUAUGUGAACUCCUCUUUGAACCCUUUCUUGUAUGGCCUCUUCAACAGGUCCUUCCGUAGGGCCUUCUUCAUGAUCAUGGGCUGCAGGAUCUGCCUGCCCGGCUCUAAUCAAAGCAUGGACCUCUCUCACUCUAAAAAAGAUGGCAAUGACAACUAGGAGGUACAUAGGCAUAGUGCCUCUUUUCCACUGCUGCAUGUUUUUCUGGUAGGCCUACAGCCAGAGGCCACUCUAGGGUCAGCUGGGGCCCCAGGCAAAAAUUCAAAGGAACGAACAUUUGAGCCAAAAUCACCACUAUUGUAGUAGUGUGAACCGUUAUUUUCAAGCUUGGGGGCCCCAAGCGGCUGCCUGCCUAGCCUGGUGACAAGAUGCGCCUCUGCCUACAGCUCAACACAGUGCAACUCGGCCGCUAUUUUUUGCUUUAUGAAUAGGCACGGCACAGCUCAAUCGGAUAGAAAAAAAGUGGCGACUGAGUCACGCUGUGUCAAGCUGUAGAAAACCGGAAAACCGGCAGUGGAAAAGAGGCAUGGAUGGCCAGCAUUUCUGGAACACAUGAUUUUGUCGAUCUUGUCAGUAUCACAUUGUGUUUAAUUCUCAUGGUUGAGAUCAAGGUUUCUGAUCUGAAUCUGAAAGGUGAUAAUCUGUGCAAAUGGAUUCAGUCAUGAAAUGUAGCAGCUAGUAGAAUAAUCAAGAAUAUUUUUUAAUUUAGCAGAAAUGUGAUUGUGACAUAGAACAGAUGUGGAGGAAAUAGUCUGUAACUGCUAAGUUCAAUUGUUGUGCAGUGUGUACAAAAUACAUUGUGAAGUUACUCUGCCUGAUGAAGAUCUAGGACCGAAAGCUCGCAAGUUAAGUUGCACAAAUAAAGAAGUGUGCUGAUUGUCUCCUUUUUGCACAAGUUAAGUGACACAAAAUCUUCAAAAAAUACUGGUCUGUUGUAUUUUCUAAGUAUCUGAAAGCUCAGGACUUAACAUGUCAAGGAUCACACAAAACAUUAGUGUACCAGUUUGUAUU